AUGAAGCGCAAACGAUCAAGUUCGCACAAAACGACAGACCUAUGUGGCAGUUUCCUCGUGAACGUUUUGGAUCUCAGCAAAAUCCUGAACGGCAAAAAUAAAUCGCGCACCGUACACAAAUUGUCAUGCUUGAAGGAGUUGCUCGACAUCGGGGGCUCGUCAACGUCUGACGACACAAUUGUCAUUUCGGACGACACGGAAAGCGAGACAGAUACCGAAGGCGGUCAGAAGAGAAGAAGAAAAAUUAAGAAAGAAAUGUUUGAGAGCACAAAAAUGACGCGCUUCAAAAAAAGUCUUUCAGAUACGGAGGACGAGAAAGAAGCUGACGAGGAAAAUGACGACAGCGAAGAAGAUAUUUCGAAAAUCAAAAAUUACGUUAAGGAGAGCCUUCUGAAGGGACUUUCGCUGAAUUCGCACAAUUUUAACGGGAAUGAGGUGUCGGUGAAGGAAGAGCCGUGUGACGAAUUGUCGAGUCACGAGGAAAAGGAACCGGAAAUCGCGCCAUGUGAGACGGAAGUUGUCGUUGAGUCAAAGGAAGACGUUAAUCAGAGGAAGCGAAUCCGCUUUACGCAGCGCCGGAACUCGAGUUAUCAAAGCAAACGCCUCUUGCGACAUUAUAGAAAUUUGAAAAGACGACCUAAGAUAAAGAUAAAAAGACGAAAAAUAGCGAAAAAAGUGAAAGAAGACCCUCUUGAAGAACUUAAAAUGAUUGAAAAUGACGAAGAAUUGGAAGAAAUUGAAGUAGAAACGACAACAGAAGACAUUAAACUUCAAGAAUUCGCAAAAAUAGAAGAAGUUGAAGUCGCUACGACCACAGAAGAGCUCGAAACUGAAGAAAAAAAUGAAGAAAUUGAGGUCGAAACAAAAACAGAAGGCUUUAAAACGAAAGAAAAUGCAAAAAUUGAAGAAGUUGAAGUAGCAACAACCACCGAAAUCCUUGAAACGGAAGAAAAUUCAAACUUAGAUGAAACUACAACAACAAAAAUGACCGGAAUUCAAUCAGAAAUCACUCAAAAUCCGGAUCCAGUGACGGAAGAGACCCUUCCGAGCUCCACGACAAGCGAUCCGGACAUCCUCACACUUUCAAGACUUGAAGAACUAAAAGUGCAGAUAACGGAAGAUGAUAAUACCGUCUACAUCACCAUUCUAGAUGGCACAAUUACUAUACCGGACGUCCUUGAAGUGCUAAAUAACUCCUCGGGGAAUAAUUUGGAGCUCGUGGCAAGUCUCGAUGACUCGACAAUCGUUGAAAUUUUGGACCAAGAUGAGGUUGAAGGACUUGAGGAACGAGCGAAUCCCUAUUUUAGUCAACUUGAGUACAAAAGUUGUUACUCCACGGCGAGUAUUUCGACGGAAACUAAUGUAAAAACCCUUUAUGAGAUCAUCACGUACCCAGAAGUGAAGAAAAAUCUCAAAUAUGAUCCGAUGCGGUCAUCGCCAAUUUCCGCGCGCAAGCCCCAAAAGUCUGAAACGCCUUAUUCGUACAAGACAAUCGAUGAAUCAGUAUUUACGCUCGCACCCACAAACUGCAACUACAUCAAUCACGUGCACUGGACCAACUCGUAUCCGUUGUCGUACGAGACAAACGCACAAAGUCACCGGCAUCUCUGUGUGCUGAAGGAUUUGUAUCGACGCGGCGUGCUGGAGAAGCAUAUUCCGAGCGAACAGCCAGUCGACAUGCGUUGCAACUACGAUCACCUGCCAAAGCCGAAGGAAAAAACACCUCAAUAUAUCCCACCGACGCCCGUUCAGUAUCAUCCGUACCAGCCGCAUGCUCGACAUCAGUACCACCAGCACCACCAAGAAGUGCCGCAUCAACGUUACAACUCGUACCACCAACAUUCGCAUCAUCAUCAUCAUUCGCGGCGCUCGUCAUAUUCGCAUGACGUCUCCUACACGCGUCAAUUUUACGAACAAAAGCAGCAAAGUUCCUGUCGAUAUCCGCAAUGGAAGCCACCGAAAAGCGUUUUUCCGCCACCAACGCCGCCCGUUUCGUCGCAAUCGCAUUCAUUCAUCGACAUUCCGAUCUACUCGCCGGCCUAUAACAUAAAAAUUCCUCCACUGAGGAUCCCGAUAGCGGCAAUUGCACCAACAACUGCCGUCGCAAACACGUACAAACCGCCUGCGUAUCCGAGUUACGGGAGCUACAACCGGAAUUUUUAUCACGAGAGACGUUCGUAUCCGGAAACUUACUCAAAUUAUGCGCCAUCGACGUCUGCAUCGCCGAGCAUCAUGCGAAAUUUACUGCAAAUGGAGCCGAAAAGUCGCUUUGUGUGGUCUUGAGACAAGAUUCUUGCAACCGGAGAUUCCUUCGGAGGUGGUCACAGCACGCAAGUGUCGCGCGCAUCCG
Messenger RNA from Culicoides brevitarsis, 2350 nucleotides. RefSeq lists its product as uncharacterized. The transcript is spliced from 2 exons. The record is from RefSeq and is a predicted model, not a curated record. Lineage: Eukaryota; Metazoa; Arthropoda; Insecta; Diptera; Ceratopogonidae. Bases 1 to 2283 code for a protein of 760 amino acids.